GGGCAGGUCAGAGUAUGGAAUGGAGUUUCCAUGCGUGCUUUUUGCCUCCCACCCCUGGAGCGCUGGCCUGGGAGUCCUUGCGCGCUGCGCCCUGGACGUGCUGCGGGGCCCAUAGCACAGGUGCCGUUCAUCUGCAACCAGAAGCCCCCAGAGCGCCACUUUGUGGGGGCGCGGGGGCCGAGGCAGCCUGCGCCAGCACCGUCGGCGCGAAGCCGAAGCCCGUCGCCGCCGCCACAGCAGGCCGCCGCGUCGAGCAGCUCGACAUGCGGCGUCGAAGACGGCAUUCCUGCUGCAGACGCUGGACCUGUGGUCAGGCCAUCGCGCUUCAAGGACGUCAGGCUCUCGCCGAGCGACCGCGAGCCUGCGCCGCCAGGGGGCGAUCCGGCGGCUGCGCACCCGGGCGAGGCUGCUGCGCGCAGCCCCACGGUGGCGCAGGUCGGCCUGGAGCCGGCGGCCGCCCCGCCGGAGGUGGUGAAGGGCAGCCGGGCGCGGACCCGGCGAGCCAUCACAGGACCACCAUCUGGCUACGAGCCCGACUUCUUCCUGAUCGGUUUGCCCGAAGGCGCGGGGGUCGAGGUGCUGCUCGUCGGCGAGGGCGCGGAUGAGGGAUGGUGUUGGGCUUCGACGUCUGCUGGUGAGUCGGGUUGGCUAGCCUUAGACGCAUUGCACGGCAUGUAGGUGGCACUUGAGGGCGGAGGACGUUGUUGUUCGCAGUGCCGCUGUGUGCGGCGCCACUUUGAAUAGAACCUUCUGCCUUUG
Molecule: messenger RNA, 759 nt
Organism: Prorocentrum cordatum
Lineage: Eukaryota; Dinophyceae; Prorocentrales; Prorocentraceae
Source: the annotation of a GenBank genome assembly